UAGAAAUCGAACAGGGAAAAAGCGAGUUCUCACAUAAUUUAACGAAUUUCGUUGUAGUCGACGAAAUUUCAUUGUGAUAACAUUAUGGUUGCAGAAUAACGUUAUCUGUUCUAUUUCGAGGCGCCCCAAAAAAUUAUUGGCAAAAUGGAGAUGCGAAGUGUUGAAAUUGAAGAAACGAAUCACGUGGGUUCGAAAAAUGCAAAGGAAAAAACUACUUUUCAACACAUUAAAACUUAUUUGAAAGAGUAUUGUGAUGUAUCGAGCAUACAAGGACUUUCUUAUUUGACGAAGGAUGAUAAUUCUCUCUUCGAAAGGUGCUGGUGGACCGUAGUUUUCUUAUGCUGCUUGAGUGGGUGUACAUAUAUGAUUUAUGAAGUCUGCAAGAAAUGGGUAGAAACCCCCGUCCUCGUGUCUCUGGCCACCAAAGAUACUCCCAUACACAAAGUGCCAUUUCCUGCUGUCACAAUAUGUCCGGAAUCAAAAAUAUCUAGGUCUUGCGUGAACUACUCGAAAGUUUUAAGGCUGAGGAAAGCAGGAAGGGGUGACGAAGUAUCUCCUUUAGAAAAUGAAUACUUCGACAACAUGGCUCUCCUAUGUAGGGCAAGCAACUAUGGCAAUUCAUCGGAUAACGAUCCCUUGGACGACUAUUCUGAUUUUCUGGACAAGUGCAAAAGCGUCACCUUGGAAAAUUCACAUUGCAAAUUCGGUGAGAAAAUCAUGCCAUGCGACAAAUUAUUGCAACCCAUAAUAACCGAUGAAGGUCUAUGUUACACCUUCAAUAUGUUCGAUGUCAGAGACAUUUACAGUGACUUGAAUCGUAUGAAAUAUUUUUCCUCCAAUGUUCCUCCGGCGAAUUGGGAUGUGGACGACGGAUAUCCUGAUGACGUCCCAACAAGCAGGGAUUAUCCUGUUCGUGUCCUUGGCAGUGGCAAUAAAAACUCACUGGUGGUUGUCCUGCUAACAAAGAAAACGAAUGUGUAUUAUUCAUGCAGGGAUUUUUCCCUUCAGGGUAUGAGGGUCACCCUACACAUGCCUGCAAGAAUUCCAAGACCCAAUCAAGUUUUCUUUCCUGUUGGUCUCAAUGAAUUGGUAUAUGCUCAAGUAACACCCACACUAAUGGGAACUACACCAAAAAUAAGAGAUUAUGGACCACAUAAGAGAAAUUGCUUUUUUGGAAAGGAGAGAAAGCUGAGAUAUUUUAAGCUAUACACCCAAUCGAACUGCAACUUAGAAUGCUGGACCAACUACACAAUUCAAGAAUGCGGAUGCGUUCAUUUUUAUAUGCCGCGAGAUGCCAGAACAAGUAUUUGUCCCAUAUCGAAAAGAAGCUGUCUUCAAACUGCUGCAGAGACUUAUGCAGUAUCUGAUUUUCCACAACAGUACCAUCAGGGUAAACAAUCGAAAGGAAACCUGACAGCCGAUUGCGAUUGUCUUCCGAUAUGUUCAGAUCUCAAUUACAACGCAGAAACGUCGAGAGGAAAAUGGAAUUGGGAUGAUCCCAACGGAGCUAAUGUUGGAGACUUGAAAAAAUAUUUUGUUGAUCACUAUGCCUCAGCAGUGAAGAUCAAUUUCAAAAGCACAUUUUUCCUACCAACCGAGAAGAGUGAAUUAUAUGGAAUUGUAGAUUUCCUCUCAAAUACUGGAGGUAUCCUUGGACUUUUCACCGGAUUCUCUCUAGUUUCUUUGGUUGAAAUUAUCUACUUCAUGUCUAUAAAGUUGAUUGCGAAUUAUAAAAAAUAUGGGUACUGGGCUGGUCGAAGGGAUUUAAUUGAUAAUUAA
This is a messenger RNA of Coccinella septempunctata (seven-spotted ladybird), 1779 nucleotides long. RefSeq names its product pickpocket protein 28-like. Gene Ontology annotation, cellular component: membrane. NCBI's taxonomy places the organism in Eukaryota, Metazoa, Arthropoda, Insecta, Coleoptera, Coccinellidae. The coding region runs from base 145 to 1779 and encodes 544 amino acids. Gene Ontology annotation, biological process: sodium ion transmembrane transport. The record is from RefSeq and is a predicted model, not a curated record. Gene Ontology annotation, molecular function: ligand-gated sodium channel activity. The transcript has 9 exons.